This is a messenger RNA of Pisolithus orientalis, 696 nucleotides long. RefSeq lists its product as uncharacterized. The record is from RefSeq and is a predicted model, not a curated record. Lineage: Eukaryota; Fungi; Basidiomycota; Agaricomycetes; Boletales; Pisolithaceae. The transcript has 4 exons. Bases 1 to 696 code for a protein of 231 amino acids.
AUGCUUGAUUUGAUGGAAGUCAUUCAAUAUCUGCAUUCUGCCUUUGAAAAUUGUCCCAAGCCAUUCAUUUCCAGCCAAUCACACCCAUCUCACCAGUGUGUGGUAGAGAUGGGUAUCCUCUACUUGGGGUGCCAGAUUGAGGUGGCCUCUGUACAUCUGAAGCAGACUGCCAAUAUCACAGGAUGGCCUGCACAUUGGUUCACAAACCUAGCAAUGGACUUGAAUCAGCUUAAUACCUUGAUCCUGGUGAUGGUGUCAUGUGCCAAUUAUACUCCUCCCCUCCCAGCAUGUUACCAUGCAUACCUCAGACACCAACAUGAUGAGGAUAGCUUCCACAAUCAAAUGCAGCUAAUUCCCCUUAGUGCAUUUUGCAUAAUCAACAAUAUCAGUGCCAUCAUCCUGCAUUGGACCCCACAUGCAGCUGAUCCCAAUUCUGGCUUUGCAUUCCCUUGGUGGCUAUAUUGUUCUGAGGAAUACAAAGCAGAUUCCCAAAGAUUGCAAGGCAAGGGAUUGUUUUCCAUGGCCUGGGAUUUUUUUAAGUUGAUGAUGGCCCAGGGCUUAUGGCCAUUGCCUGAGGUGCCAAUUGCAGACUGGCUCAAUGGCCAUAUCAAGGAGCAGGUUGUUGGGUAUGCCACUUCAAUAGUUUACAUGUUUUUGACUGUGGAAUACAUUGCUGUGAAUGUUGAUCAUUUAUGA